Molecule: messenger RNA, 1791 nt
Organism: Alternaria ventricosa
Lineage: Eukaryota; Fungi; Ascomycota; Dothideomycetes; Pleosporales; Pleosporaceae
Exons: 5
Coding region: 1-1791 (596 amino acids)
Biological process (GO): transmembrane transport
Molecular function (GO): transmembrane transporter activity
Source: RefSeq, a predicted model, not a curated record
AUGAAGAACACAAUGCGAGACCACAGCGAUGGCUCUGAUAUCUCAGACCACUCCCCCUCAGCCUCCAAACCAGCCUUCAACCACAUCGAGCAGAUCCACACCAACGAGCAAGUCCCCGGGCAUACCAACUACUACGAGAAAGAUGGCUUGCGCACAGCUGGCGACGGCGAGGACCACGAUGCCGAGCAGCCCAUGAACUUUAAAAGGUUGAUGGCGUUGGUCGCUAUGGCUUUCCUAUGGACAGGCAGCCAAAUCCCCGUCUACCUCUUCGGCGGCGUCCCCCCCUACAUCUACGCCGACAUAGGCGGCACAGACCGCUGGAUCUGGUUCAUCCUCGCCAACCUCCUCUCCCUCGCCGCCGUCUGCCCCUUCGUCGGUUCCAUCUCCGACAUUGUCGGCCGCCGGUGGGUCGCCAUGAUCGGCGCGUGCUUCCUGAUUCUCGGCAUGAUUAUCUGCUCAACCGCACAUUCCAUGAAUAUCUUCAUUGCAGGAAUGGUGUUUAGCGGUGUGGGCGCGGGGAUCAACGAGCUUACGGCGUUGGCGGUGACGAGUGAGCUUGCGCCGACGAGUCAGAGGGGAAAGUAUGUUGCGAUAUUGGUUUUUACGAUUUUGCCGUUUUGUCCGAGUGUGCUUUGGGCGCAGCUUAUUGCUAGUCAGAGUCCGGGGGCGUGGAGGUGGAUUGGGAUGUGGUGUGGUCUCUGGGCUUUCAUCGGCCUCGUCCUAACGGCGGUGUUCUACCACCCUCCUCCUCGCGUCAACAGCGUGGGCAUGAGCCGCAGAGAGGUGCUCGCGCAGAUCGACUACAUCGGCGGUUUCUUGUCCGUUGCUGGUAUGAUCUUGUUCAUGAUGGGUAUGCAGUGGGGUGGCUACCAGUACAAGUGGUCCAGCGCACACGUUCUCGCGCCCUUGAUCCUGGGUGUCGCUUUCCUCGUCGCCUUUGUUUUCUGGGAAGCUUACGGAGCCAAACAUCCCAUGUUCCCUAAGCGUCUUCGUCAAGAGCCCCGGAUCCUUGGUCUGACACUCGUCAUUACGUUCAUCUCCGGAGCUAACUUCUUCUCUAUUCUCAUGUUCUGGCCAACCCAGGCGUUCAACGUUUACGGUCAUGAUCCCGUUGGUGUUGGUAUCCGAGGUAUUCCGGUUGGAUUCUCGAUCCUCGCUGGUGCUUGCAUUGUGCUAUGGUUGCUUUCAUUGCUCCGCGGUCACAACAAGGAGCUUUUGAUCGUUUCGUCGAUCAUGAUGACUGCAGGCUGCGGUGCUCUGUCUAUCGGUCGCGUGGACAACUUGUACCAGCUAUGGGGAUUGCUGGUUCUCGCCGGUCUCGGUAUUGGUGGUAUCGUCGUGCCUGCAUCUAUUAUCUCCACCAUUAUCUGCCCAGACGACCUCAUCGCAACAAUCGCAGCUCUGACCCUUGCCAUCCGCGUCAUCGGUGGUUCGAUCGGAUACUGCGUGUACUACAACGUCUUCAUCUCCAAAUUUGUUCCCUCCGCAACCUACUACAUUGGCGGCGUGAUGGUGACCAAACUCAACAUCACAUCCCCAGAGAUCAUUGGAGAAGCAAUCGCCAUCACCGGCGGAUCGCUUCUCCCGCUUCUUCAUGAGCUUCCGGGUAUCAAGGACGUGCCGGGUGCGUACGAAUUGGUUGUUUAUGCUGGACAGCUCGCGUACGCAGAGGCGUACAAGUACGUGUACUACGUGAGCAUAGCGUUCGGCGGAGUCAGCAUCAUCGCGGCAUGCUUCUUGGGCGACAUUUCCAAGUACAUGGACGACCACGUCGCUGUGGUCAUGCAUUGA